This is a messenger RNA of Odontomachus brunneus, 1679 nucleotides long. RefSeq names its product histone RNA hairpin-binding protein (gene Slbp). Lineage: Eukaryota; Metazoa; Arthropoda; Insecta; Hymenoptera; Formicidae. The coding region runs from base 755 to 1477 and encodes 240 amino acids. The transcript has 2 exons. The record is from RefSeq and is a predicted model, not a curated record. Gene Ontology annotation, biological process: mRNA 3'-end processing by stem-loop binding and cleavage; mRNA transport. Gene Ontology annotation, molecular function: histone pre-mRNA stem-loop binding; mRNA binding. Gene Ontology annotation, cellular component: cytoplasm; histone pre-mRNA 3'end processing complex.
UUCGAGAAUGUUAUCCAGCUGCGUUGGAGUGAAAAAAAUAUAAGAAUAAGAUAAAAAGAGAUAGAGAGCACUCAAGUUGCGUUUUAAAACGUAUAUUUCAAUAGUAGAGUUUCUUUGCUAGUUUCUAGCUAACAUUUGUAUAUCUCCGGAAAAUUAAUUCUCUUAUUGAAUAUGAAUGUUGUACGUCAGAUGUCGACGCAAUGUGAAUCCUCUAAACUCCUCUUUUUAAAUGAAUUCAUGACAUCCGUAUGCAACGGCAGAAUUUGUUUGUAAUUCUCGGAGAAGAUAAAUAUUCCUUUUGACGUUUUAAAUCUUUAUCAAAGUAAAAACGUAAUUUUCUGCCAUUGACUACUUCGAACAUUGGAAAUAGAGAGCUUGUACAAAAAGACCGAACCGGAUGUUCGUGGGUUCAUCAAAAAGGCGCGCAUAGUGAACGAAGAGGCGCGUAAUAAUGAUUGAGAGUGCCUACAGAUUAUAUUGAGCAUGAUUUCGUUCUGCCCAAGAAAAAAAGCAUCUCUCCUCCUUUGAUUGCGUUCACGUGUAACUCGAAUCGCAGAGAUAGUGAGUGUACAUACACCACGGAAAAAGCGCCAACAGAUCAUUCUUACCUCGUUAAAGUGAUUGUAAUAGGUUAUACUCUAUAAAGAACGUACGAAUACGUUAAUCGCAUUUAAUAAAGUUCACGUGUGGCAUAAAGUGUUCAGAGUAGUUUUAAGAACGAAGUAUUUGGUGUGAGGCCGAUUUUUUUAUCAAGAUGGAUUCACUAUCAGAUGAUUCAGAAUUGCAGAUUGGAAUUGAGGAUGAUAAACUCCUAGACGAAAUUCUAUGUAUGAACACUAGCAAGCCUAUUGAAUCGCCCAUUGAAUUGCCCGAAAAAUCGCAGCAAAAUGGCACGAAAAAGGAAGAAGCUUGGAAAAAGAAUAUCUUUAAAACUAAGUCUUGGUACGAAGAAAUAGAAAGUACGAAUGAUACUAAGAACGUGCAGGACAAUAAAAUUUCGAAUGCACAAAAUGACGAUAAUCAUACUUGUAAAACACUUGAAAAAAGUACAAACAAUAUGUGUAUAGAGUUCAAAGACAAUGUACAGAAUAAGCCAAAGGAGUCAAAUAUCAGCAAUAAGAGGAUGAGGGAAGAUAAUACGGAUGACAUAGAGAUCAAGGUUUCUCGCAGUAGAUGUUACAGCGACUCCAGCUCAACCACUAAUUCAUCUGAUGGUGGUAGAAAACAUAUGGAAUACGAAAGAGAGACUGAUCCAAUUGUUCUGGCACGUAGACAAAAAGAAAUAGAUUAUGGGAAAAACACUAUCGGAUAUGAUAGAUAUAUCCAAGCAGUUCCUAAGGAUAAACGUACACGAGAACAUCCAAGAACACCACCCAAAUAUAUAAAAUAUAGCAGAAGAGCUUGGGAUGGUAUGGUAAAAUUAUGGCGAAAACAACUUCAUUCUUGGGAUCCUCCUGAGGAAGAGAAAACCAAUUGAACUGGGAACAGUCUGUCAAGAAACUACAAAUCAUUCUUUUUAUUUAUAUUGUGAUCGUGGUUCUUAAUCAUUUUUUAGUUUCUUAAUACUUAUUUGUUGCAUAUUAUUUCUUAGUACUUGUUAUAAUUUACAAUACACUUGUAAACAUAAAUAAUCAUACAUUAAAUAUAAGAAUCACUGCAGGUUUUUAUGUUUUCAUAUA